Molecule: messenger RNA, 3016 nt
Organism: Gossypium raimondii (Peruvian cotton)
Lineage: Eukaryota; Viridiplantae; Streptophyta; Magnoliopsida; Malvales; Malvaceae
Product: inactive LRR receptor-like serine/threonine-protein kinase BIR2
Exons: 1
Coding region: 1080-2900 (606 amino acids)
Biological process (GO): protein phosphorylation
Molecular function (GO): protein kinase activity; ATP binding; protein binding
Source: RefSeq, a predicted model, not a curated record
GCUAGAACAUCCGCAAUAGUAUUGGCUUCCCUAUAGAUGUGUUGGAAUCUAAUAGUCCACUCCCUAAAACAAACCUCCCUAAUACGUCGCACUAGUGACAGCUGAUUGCGAUCUUCAUCUUCCGCGUGCAGCAGCUCCUCCGCCAUUUUGCUAUCACAGUUCACUAUAACUUUCGAAACACCCCUGCUCCAACAAGCUUCUAACCCUUCAAAGAUAGUCCCAAGUUGAGCAUUCAGAAUCAUACUUUUACCCAGACAUCUUUGAAAACCAAAAAUCCAGUUGUCUCUAAGCACCCCCCCCGAUUGAAGCCCAUCCUUCCAUCAGCUGUACGAACUCAUCAGUGUUAAGUUUCAUCGACAAUCUUGAUAAUAAGAGGUAUAAUUAGAGGUAGAACUUUGAAUAUAUUUUUGCCAUAGAUUUGAUUCAUGGGUGCCUUAGAUUACGCCUUUUUGUUGAAAAAUAACGAAAUUUCUAUUUUUCCAUAUGUACCAACAAACAACACCAAAGACAAUUUCCCAGUCAGCAAUACUGUAUCAAUUCUAUGCCUUUUCCUAACUUGUUGUCUCUAAAAAUAUAUGUAAAAUCAAUUCAUCUUUAAGGUGGUGGUGCUUUAUUGAAAAUUAUCUAAGCAUAUAAAUGCGUUAUGACUAGAAAUUAGGUCCAUUAUUUAUUUUUAACAUUUCUGUAAAUAGUUGCGACGUAUUGGUGAAAUAUUUAUCUGUCAACAAAUUCUUGGUGCUUUCAAAUCAACAUUAUUGUUUGUGAUCAUCAACCCAAACACUUUCAAAUUCACAAGACAAAUUUUCCGUUUUCUUCAAAAACAAAAAAGCACUCACUAGGGGGAAAUAGUAACUAUCAAGCAAUUGUUUGGUAAUUUCUCAAAUGUAAUCCAAGUCAAUGGCGCUUUACAGACACUUCCACUUAACAAUUUACACCAUUCCACUCAUUUUAAGCCCCAAUUUGUUUGUUUCCAAGUCAUUGCUACAUUUCAACACACAAAAAAGACCAAAAUUGUGAUCAAAGCCACAAAGAGAAGUCUGGGUGGUUUUUUUUUUUUUUGCUUCCAUUUUGUGGAAUAUAUGAAGGGAUCUUUGCUCAAUAGUUUAAAGAUCUUCAUCUUUGUUUUAGCCUGGAUGUUUUUCCCAGUACUUGUACUAUCAGCUGUUACCGAAGAUGACAUGAAGUGCCUUGAAGGUGUCAAGAACUCUCUAAAAGACCCAGAUGGGAAAUUAAGCUCUUGGACUUUCAACAAUAAUUCAGUAGGUUUUAUCUGCAAAUUUGUUGGAGUUUCGUGCUGGAAUGAACGAGAAAAUCGCCUGUUAAGCCUUGGACUUCGUGAUAUGAAGCUUUCAGGACAGUUACCUCAAUCUUUACAGUACUGUCGUAGUUUGCAAAGUUUAGACCUGUCAGCUAACAAGCUUUCUGGAUCGAUCCCUACACAGAUAUGUUCUUGGUUACCUUAUUUAGUGACCCUUGAUCUAUCUAGCAAUGAUCUAUCAGGUACCAUCCCUCCUGAGUUAUCAUACUGUGCUUAUUUGAAUAAUUUGAAACUAUCAAAUAAUAGACUUUCAGGGUCAAUUCCAUAUCAAUUAUCUGGUUUAGAUAGGCUGAAAAAGUUUUCAGUAGCAGAUAAUGAUCUCUCAGGUGCUAUUCCUUCGUCUUUUGAGAAUUUUGGUAAGGCGGAUUUUGUUGGGAACAAUGGUCUUUGUGGAGGUCCUCUUAGAAAGUGUGGGGGUUUGAGUAAGAAGAAUUUAGCGAUUAUAAUUGCAGCUGGGGUUUUUGGUGCUGCUGGUUCAAUAUUGUUGGGGUUUGGGGUCUGGUGGUGGCAGCAUUUGAGAUGGAUCAAGAGGAAGAAGAAAGGGUAUAUCGGAGGAUCUAGUGAUAGUAAUUGGGCUGAGAGAUUGAGAGCUCAUAAAUUGAUUCAAGUUUCAUUGUUUCAAAAGCCACUUGUGAAACUUAAGUUGGGUGAUUUAAUGGCUGCCACAAACAAUUUCAAUGCAGAAAACAUAUUAGUUUCAACCAGGAUGGGAACUACAUAUAAAGCAAUGCUUCCUGAUGGAUCAGCCCUUGCAAUCAAGAGACUUACAACUUGUAAACUUAAUGAGAAACAGUUUCAUUGGGAGAUGAAUAGAUUAGGCCAACUUAGACAUCCAAAUUUAACUCCCCUUUUGGGAUUUUGUGUUGUGGAAGAUGAAAAACUACUUGUUUAUAAACAUAUGUCCAAUGGGACUCUUUAUUCUUUGUUGCAUGGUAGGGGUGGUGACAUGGAUUGGCCAACUAGGUUCAAGAUUGGUUUGGGUGCAGCAAGGGGUCUAGCUUGGUUACACCAUGGAUGUCAUCCUCCAUUUCUGCAGCAGAACAUCUGCUCCAAUGUGAUUCUCGUCGACGAGGACUUGGAUGCUCGGUUAAUGGACUUUGGAUUAGCAGGGCUCAUGACUUCAUCAGAUGUUAAUGAGACUAGUUUUAUGAAAUCGGAUCUAGGCGAAUUCGGUUACAUAGCACCAGAGUAUUCAAGCACGAUGGUUGCUUCACUUAAAGGCGAUGUCUACGGAUUCGGUGUUGUUCUUCUCGAAUUGGUAACUAGGCAAAAACCACUACAAGUCAAUACAGGUGAAGAAGGAUUCAAAGGUCAUUUGGUGGAUUGGAUAAAUCAUCUGUCGAACUCGGGAAGAAUCGAGGACGCCAUUGACAAGGAUGUUAUCGGAAAAGGCCAUGAUGAGCAAAUCUCAGAGUUGCUCAAAAUUGCAUGUAAUUGUGUGGUUGCUCGGCCAAAGGAUAGAUGGUCAAUGUUCCAGGUUUAUCAGUCGCUGAAAACCAUGGGUGAGGAAAAUGGUUUCUCAGAAAUGGAUGAUGAUGAUUUCCCUCUGAUUUUCACUAAGCAAGAUACUGAAUCAAUGUAGGACAUGUUAAUGCAUAUCUAAAGGCUUUUGAUAUUAGAUCAUGCAAAUCUCCAAAUCGAUUGCCUCUCUUUGUUAUGUAUGGGUUGUAUAAUGCAAUAAACUUGUUGGAUUGUGUC